AUGGCGGUCGAGCUGCAGCGAAUCAAGUAUGCGCGCGACCAGGUGCAGGCCGGGAUCGUGCACCUGGGCGUCGGGGCCUUCCAUCGGGCUCACCAGGCCGUGUACUGGGACACGCUGCUGCCGGAGGACCCGCGUUGGGGGGUGUGUGGCAUUAAUUUGCGUGCUGCUGACCGUGCCGGCUUUGAGGCCCUGCAGGCCCAAGGCGGCCUCUACACGCUCAAGACGCUGGCCUUUGAUGGGGCCACUGAGUACCGGCAGGUGGGCGCCAUUGUCGAGCUCAUCGAUGCGUCUCGGGACUACGGGGCUGCUGUUGCCCGGGCGGCUGAUGAUCAUAUCCAAAUCAUCUCCAUGACCGUCACCGAGAGCGGCUACUACCUGGACGAAGCCGAUGUGCUCCGCACCCAGGCACCCGAUGUGGCGCAGGGGCUCGCACAGCAGCCAACCAGUUGUGUGUACACCUAUCUGCACGGUGCGAUGCGCGCGCGCAUGGCUGGUAAUGGCCGCCCGAUCACCCUCAUGUCGUGCGAUAAUCUCCGCGAGAACGGGCACAAGUUGCGCACGGGCUUUCUGCAAUACUUGAAGGCUGCCCAGGAUGAGGCCACCCGUGCCUGGGUGGAGGCUCACGUCUCCUUUCCCUGCAGCAUGGUGGAUCGCAUCACCCCGCGUCUAGACCCAGCUCAUGCCCGCGAUGUUCGCGAGCGCUUUGGCAUCGAGGACCAGGUCACCAUCAUGGCUGAACCGUACAUUCGCUGGGUGAUUGAGGACAACUUUGCCGGUGCCCGCCCACCUCUGGAUAGAGCCGGGGCCAUUAUCACUCGGGACGUCCAGGCUCACGAAGAGGCCAAGAUUCGGGUCUUGAAUGGUGGGCACACGGCGCUUGCCUAUCUCGCGGCCCUUCGCGGCCACCGCACUUUUGACCGCGCCAUGACCGACCCCGAGCUGGCCGACUUUUUCAUGGCUUACGAAACGGAAGAAGUCAUUCCGGGACUUGGCGAAUCACCCAUCGAUCUCGCUGCCUAUCGCGAUGAGAUUUGCGCUCGGUUCUCCAAUGCCAGUAUCGGUGACACCGUAGCCCGCAUCUGCAGCGACGGCGCCAGCAAGAUGCCCAUUUUCAUCCGGCCCACGGCCGAGGCCACGGCCCGGCGAGGCCUCGUGCCCCAUCACGCCAUUCGCAUCAUGGCCUCUUGGUACGUCUUUAUGCGAGCGGUCCAGCGCGGUGGGGAGAUUGACUUUGCCUAUGUCGAGCCCAGCUGGGACACCCUCGUGCCCUUGCUGGCUGCUGGCCAGGAGACGACCUUUGCCACCCAUGAGCUGCUCUGGGGUGACCUGCCCCAGCUUUGUCCCACCUUUGUUGAGUGCCUGGUUGCCGAAAUUGCCAAGCAAGAGCAGGCCUAUCAGCUCGCACGUCAAUAA
Monosiga brevicollis MX1 is the source of this 1413-nucleotide messenger RNA. RefSeq lists its product as uncharacterized. Gene Ontology annotation, molecular function: oxidoreductase activity, acting on the CH-OH group of donors, NAD or NADP as acceptor. The record is from RefSeq and is a predicted model, not a curated record. The transcript has a single exon. Gene Ontology annotation, biological process: mannitol metabolic process. The coding region runs from base 1 to 1413 and encodes 470 amino acids. NCBI's taxonomy places the organism in Eukaryota, Choanoflagellata, Craspedida, Salpingoecidae.